AUGACUAUGCUUGUCUUGUGCUGCAAGCACUCGUUCCACACCACAUGCAUCGCACAGUUUUUCAAGCACUCGCACACUUGCCCGCAAUGCCGCAACCGUCCAGAGGGAGACCUGCUCGUCGAGCUGGAGCCCAUGCCGAAUGGCGAACCAGACCAGUACUCUGAGUGGCGAAACGAGCUCGACUCUUGCGUUUCAUGCCACCUUCGCAUCGUGGUCGAGAACAUUUGGCCACUUAUCCAUCCUGCGACUCUCCCGUUCAGAGAGGCGAACAAUGAGGUAUCCUGCCUGCGGAACACUAUGGACCUGUUAUUUCCGUCUACCACCCCGGUCAGUGUCAUGAAGCAUCUGACCUUGUACCCUCUGUUGGUGGCAGCCAAGAGGGAAAGAGCCGACAGGAAUAACGACCAUUUCGCUGCGCACGGCUUCCGACUUCCCGUCAUCACCGAUCGCGACGAGGUAGACACUGAAAGCGAAAGCGACAGUGACGACGGCGAAGAGUUGGGCGAAGUCGCCAAUACUCAAUUCUUCGAAAAUCAAGCGCCAGAAAACUCAAGUCGACCUUGA
This is a messenger RNA of Cyphellophora europaea CBS 101466, 564 nucleotides long. RefSeq lists its product as uncharacterized. The transcript has a single exon. NCBI's taxonomy places the organism in Eukaryota, Fungi, Ascomycota, Eurotiomycetes, Chaetothyriales, Cyphellophoraceae. Bases 1 to 564 code for a protein of 187 amino acids. The record is from RefSeq and is a predicted model, not a curated record.